Messenger RNA from Giardia duodenalis, 396 nucleotides. Its product is annotated as Ribosomal protein L14. Gene Ontology annotation, cellular component: cytosolic large ribosomal subunit; ribosome. Gene Ontology annotation, molecular function: RNA binding; structural constituent of ribosome. The coding region runs from base 1 to 396 and encodes 131 amino acids. Gene Ontology annotation, biological process: ribosomal large subunit biogenesis; translation. The record is from RefSeq and is a predicted model, not a curated record. NCBI's taxonomy places the organism in Eukaryota, Fornicata, Diplomonadida, Hexamitidae. The transcript has a single exon.
AUGUCCUACCAUAGGUUUGUGGAGGCGGGAAGGCUCGUUUAUCUCGGCGACGGGCCCGAUAAGGGGAAGCUGGCGGUCAUAGUGGACAUCCUGAGCACAGCGGCAGUCCUGAUCGAUGGUCCCACAACGGGCGUCAAGCGCCAGGUCGUUUCCCUCCGAUGGGCCAUGCUCACGGACCAGGUGAUAAACAUCUCUGAAAAGCCGACGACAGAGCAGCUUAAGAAAGAGAUAGAAGCAUCUCCUGCCAUCGACACGUUCAUGAACUCCGUCUGGGGCAAGAAGAUUCAGCAGCAGCGUCUCCGUGCUAAGGCGACGUUCGAGGACAUGGGCAAGAUUGCCAAGCUCAGAAGGGAGCGCAAGAUGGCCAUGAAGAGGAUCGCCAUGAGCAUAAAGUGA